GUGAUAUAAUAAUGAAUUAAUUUGUUAAUUAUUAAUUAAUGUUAUUGUGAUCGGAUGUUUAUUAAAUUCUAUACAUUAUUAGUGUUUAGAAGUGUUCGAAAAUUGUGUUUACUAGACCUUAGUAGUAACCUAACCUUGUCUGCCUUUAAUUUUUACGAUAAAUAGUACCAGAUAAAAGAUGAAGAGAUCAUAGAAUACAUAAACUCAGAAUUAGGGGAUGUGACGAGACGGAAGGUCUUGUCGCCGGUCGGCCAGUCGAGUUCAGGGACGACGUUACCGCACCGGGUCCGUGUUCCCGGUGAAGCCAUGGGCCGGGUCGCGAUGUCUCCUUCCACCGUGGCUGCCGUGGUCGCCUUGGUCGUAACGAUAUUGAUCGCGCUGCUACCCAUCCCGGCGCUCUCCAACCACACCGGAUGGUUGCGCCGGGUGCCAUCCAUGCAAACGCCGUCGCCGGACGUGCGUAUGCGUCACAUGCGGCACUCCUCGUCCCCGGCCAACGCUGCCGCCGUCGUCGAACCGUUGGUGUGGCCGUUGAAGAAGGAGGCAGUGGUAGACGGUGACCUGCUGCUGGGCGGGCUGAUGAUGGUGCAUUCGCGUGAGGACACGCAGUUCACGUGCGGUCCGAUAAUGGCCCAGGGUGGUAUACAGACGGUAGAGACGAUGCUCUACACGCUGGACCAGAUCAACAAGCGGUGGACUAAGUUCAAGAUCGGGGCUCUCAUACUGGAUGACUGCGACAAGGAUACGUAUGGCUUGGAGAUGGCCAUAGACUUCAUAAAAGGUUCCAUCAGCAACAUAGACGACACUCAAUAUUUGCACUGCAACAAGUCUCAAGUAAGAAAAGUAAUAUCUGGCGUUGUCGGUGCUGCUUCAAGUGUUACAUCUGUUCAAGUGGCGAAUUUAUUACGACUCUUCAAAAUCCCUCAGGUGUCAUUUUGGUCCACUAGUCCAGAACUGAGCAACAAACAGCGAUUCGAAUACUUCACGCGAACUAUCCCUUCGGAUCUUUAUCAAGUAAAGGUCAUGGUAGAAAUUGUUCGAAGACUUGGCUGGAGUUACAUAUCAAUCAUAUACGAAGAGUCCAAUUAUGGCAUCAAAGCUUUCGAGGAGUUAGAAAAAUUAUUGCCCAUGCAUAACAUUUGCAUUGCGGCCAAGGAAAAAUUAGUGAAAGAUUCCGGCGUAGCUGAAGAAAAAGCUUACGACGACAUCGUGAUCAAACUGCUCAGCAAGCCCAGGGCGAAAGGUGUUAUCGUUUUUGGGUCAGACCAAGAAGUCGUUAGUUUAAUGAAAGCAGUAAGACGAAAUAAUGCGACAGGAAAUUUUUCAUGGAUUGGUUCGGAUGGAUGGAGUGCAAGAGAUAUGGUAUCAGAUACAAAUGAAGCUGAAGUCGAAGGAUGCUUAUCCGUCCAGCCUCAAGCUAAUCCUGUGAUUGGGUUCGAAGAAUAUUUCUUAGAACUUAAUGUUGAAAACAAUAAAAGAAAUCCUUGGUUUACGGAAUUUUGGGAAGAACACUUUCAAUGCCGAUAUCCUAGAAGCAUGAGAACACCGUAUAACUCCAAUUAUUCCGUUGAAUGUAGCUCUGAUUUUCAUUUAAGAGAGAAAAAACCGAAGUUUGAAAACCAAUUACAGUUUGUCAGCGACUCCGUGCUGGCAUUCGCAUAUGCAUUGUAUAAUAUGCAUUCAAACUACUGUGGUCCAAAAUUUGUCGGGUUAUGUGAUGCAAUGAAACCCGUCAAAGGACCUGAACUUUUAAAAUAUCUAAGAAAUGUUACAUUUAAAGGUCUUACGGGCGACAACUUCCAUUUCGACUCCAACGGAGAUGGUCCUGCUCGUUACAAUAUCAUACACUUCAAACAAGUGGAGCCGGGUAUUUUCAAAUGGAUCAAAGUGGGAGUGUACUCGGAUGGAGAACUGAAGCUCAACAUGUCCGAGACGCGGUUCAAAACGGACACAUCGAAUCCUCCAGAAUCCGUUUGCAGCUUACCAUGCCAAAAAGGACAAGCUAAGCAAUAUCUAGAGGGUGAAAAAUGUUGUUGGCAUUGUUUAAACUGCACACAAUACCAGAUCCGAUCAGUCAUCGACGAGACCCUGUGUGAGAUGUGCCCCGAAGGAACGCUGCCCGAUGUUGAGCAUCAACAGUGCUUGGAGAUACCGGAAGCAUUUUUGCAGGCUGGAAGCAGCUGGGCCAUCGGAGCUAUGACAUUGUCGACCGCGGGCGUGGUCGUCACUAUGCUGGUGGUCGCUGUGUUCGUCAAGCACAACCACACGCCCAUCGUAAAAGCGGCCGGCAGGGAAGUCUCCUACGUACUCCUAUCCGGCAUACUGUUGUGCUAUCUCAUCACGUUCGUGCUGGUGCUCAAGCCCACCGACAUCGUUUGCGCCAUACAGAGAUUCGGUGUUGGAUUCUGUUUCACCGUUGUGUACGCUGCAUUGUUAACCAAGACAAACCGCAUUUCACGCAUAUUCAAUGCAGGCCGACGAACCGUUAAACGUCCUAACUUCAUAUCACCGAAAUCGCAGUUGGUCAUCUGCACGGGGCUCAUAUCAAUACAAGUGCUCAUCAACGGUGUAUGGAUGCUAGUCAGUCCACCAAAGGUCAUACACUAUUAUCCGAAUAGAGAAUCAAACAUAUUGGUAUGUUCGUCUUUCAUCAACACCUCGUACGUGAUAGCGUUCGGUUAUCCAAUCGUGUUGAUUGUCGUGUGCACUGUAUACGCAGUGCUGACCAGAAACAUCCCGGAAGCGUUUAAUGAGUCCAAGCACAUCGGUUUCACGAUGUACACAACAUGUGUCAUAUGGCUGGCGUUUGUACCACUAUACUUCGGUAUCGGUAACCACACUCCGCUGAGGAUAACAACCAUGUCGGUAACCAUCAGCCUAUCUGCCAGUGUAACUAUUGUUUGUCUAUUUUCACCGAAAUUGUAUAUCAUUUUGUGUCACCCGGAACGCAAUGUACGUCAAAGCAUGAUGCCAAACAUGAGACUGACGGGAAUGAAAACUUGCACAACAACAAAUACCAAUGCAUUUUGCAACAAUUCAACGAGACAACGUAGUUCGUUGACUUACAAAGAUUCCAGUACGGACAUACAAAUAAGCUUGGAAAAUCAUAAACAAGUUUUUGAACGAGCCGUGCAAACGGAAGAAACCACAGCACCAGAAUCGUAAAUACAGAACAUUUCCGCCAUACAUCAUAAUAUAUUAAUCCAUCGCCUCCAUCGCUUUUAAACGCAUGUACAGUGUGGUACGCAAAAAUACUGAAAUGACAUAAAUAUAAAAAAUACCGUUGUUUUUGCAACUGUUGUUCUUUCGUCUUCAUAAAAACGAGCGCAAAUGUUUCAUGGUCGUGUAAAUCCAUAAAUAUUACAUAUGUACAGUACACGAGUGGUAACCGAAGAAUCAAACAUAAAAAAAAUAAAAUUAUCAUUACACAUUUAAAUAAAUUUGAGAAGAGAAGAUUUUACAAAUCCAAGAUAUGACAACAAAAUUAACGAUCGAAAGCUUUCGUCGAAAAUAUUAUUAUAUUUUUAUGCAUUUUGCAAAAGUAAAUUUAAUUAGUUCAACAUCUAUGACCCCAGAAAAAAAAAAGAAAAUUGUCUAAAAAUUAUAAUAUGUACAGUAAAAUCACGUUAAUCCAGUAUAUUUCGAGCCCUCAGAAUAUCUAUAAUUUCUGAAUUAUAAAAUAGUUAAGUGUAAAAAUCGAAUUUUUAUACAAGUUAUUCGUUAUGAACAUUCUAUUUGGACGAUUGAAAAACACAUUUUCAAUAUAUCUAGACCGUGAAAACAAACAUAAGGCAAUACAUUUGCGUGCACGUUCUCACGUUCAGUCACUACUCCUACCCCAAAACCUGAUAUAUAUAUAUAUAUAUGUAUACACAUAUAUACAUGUAUGAUUAUUGAAAAUAAAAUCUAUCUGGAGUACUGCACGUUUCGGGUUAUCGUGUACGGUCAGAUCGACAAGAUUUUACUGCAGAUUGCAUUAUUAUAUAUUGUACGAAUUUGCUAUAAGGAAAUCCCAAACGAUCAGGUAAAUGGUGAGUGAACUAGGCGAAAAUGAUAUAGAUGCCUGAUGUGCAUGUGUGAAAUGAUCGACCAUAGGUGCGUUAUCCGACUAUAAUCCUAGCAAACCGACCGCGAGGAUAAACGCGUAAAAAUAAUGUGUGAUACCACUAUGAAAAUAAUAAGCAGUAAAUAUAGAUCGAACCUAUAGGGGAGUAAAAAAAGUUUUAGUUAUCAAGAUUCAUUUGUAUUAAAAUGUAUUCAUAAGGACCUGAAAUAUAUACCUCGCUCAUACGAUAGAAACUAUACUUACAUGCGAUAUCGUUAAAAAUUAUUUUUAUGAUUUAAGACCGUUUCAAAAAAAAAAACGAUUUAUAUAAAUAAAAUGUACAUAGUUUUUGAGAUAUUUACGAUUCACUUUACUUUUCAAGCCAACACUUUUCUGUUGGAUAGAAAGUACUCGAAAUGUUUCAAAAUAUUAUACCCUUAUAAUACUCCUAUAAUAUAUAUGGAUUGAAAAUCUAUCCAACAGAAAAUAGUAGGUACGUUAAAUCUAUAAUACAUUAAUGGUUUUUUAUUUUGAAACCCUGUUCAACGUAUAAUGCUCCAACCCUCGGUGUUAUCAUGAUUAGUUACAUAAUUUUAAUAUAAUUUGAAACAAUAUUAACACUACCAUGGUUGAUUUCGUAUAUAAAUUAACUAAAAAUUUAUUUGAAUCUUAAAAGAAUGAAACGUAUUUUAUGUAUUGUUAUAUUAGCAUCCAACGGGCUUCCGGAAAAAGGUACGGUCCCGGUUUUUCGCCAGCAUAUAGUCCACCAAUGAUUAUCAAAAACAAUCAUUUUGAUUGUACCCCUCCGUUCUCUGUACAGUGUUUCGAGCGAAAUGAUUUAUCACACAGCUUUUAAAUUUAAAACCGUACAAUAAGUAACAGUAUUCCAACUGACGUGCGGUAGCCAGUAAAUCGAGAGUAGUAAAUCCAAACCCGGGCCAAUGAAUAUGAUAAACAUUUUAAAUUUACCGAGAAUCCUACAAGAAACAGAUCUUUACGGAAAACUAAAAAAAAAUGAUUACCAACCGUAUUCCGUAAUACGGUUUCAUGCACGACAAAGCGUCACGUUCAUUCAGACAAUUUAUUUAUUCAAAACCAAAAAUCCGAAAUACGUGUAUAAGAAUAUACUCGUAAUAAUGUACGCGUCCAUGUAUAUGUAUAUUUAUUACGCAUUGACCAUGUUCCGAUAACGAUUCGUAGUCGAGUAAUUUACAUUUCGCGCAAAAACCUAUUUCUAAAAUGACCGCAUUAGGGUGGUUGUUGGUGCCCAUGUCGGUAAAAUGAGAACAAAACAUCGCCCGUCGUCUACGAAUAUAUUUUACGCUCCGUAAAAUACAUUCGACCGUUAAUGGGAAAUGGUUCACACAAUCGGGUAGGCAACCACGUGCACUUUCACCAUUUCUGAGUUAUCAUCGUUUCGCCUGUCUAGUAACUACCUACCCUGAAUAUGUACGUCACAUCUAUAACAAGGAUGUGAAUCGCUUAAACGGUCGGCGGGAAGAACAUAUAUUUAGCCGUGACUAGAGGGAUGUAGGAGAUUUAAAAUGUAUGAUCAAAUAGAAAUGUUUCGAUUACUUACUAGAAGUUUCGAUUACUUGACUCUUGUAAGAAAGGAAUUCAACAUAUUCCGGAAGUGCUAAAUACCAGGAAUGUAAUUUGAGUUUUUUCGACAGGACUGUAAAUAUACCGUCGGUAUUGAGGGAAAUGUUAUAACACACUUUAAGUAACCUUUUCCGCCACCCCUUGGAUUUAGUUUCUAAAUUAUUUAUUUAUGACUUUGAUUUUUACGCUUUGGUUUCGAAACACGCGUUUGGAAAGCACUUAAAUCUAAUAUCAUCACGCUGUCGUUUCGACUAUGAAAUUAUAUUUGAAAAACUUACCGUGUCACAUGAAACAUGCUAUGAUCGUCAGAAACAACGUUUUGACAUGGAUUUAAAAUGACUAUAACUACGUUUUACACUUAUACAUAUACAGUACUCCGGUACACAUUUUAGGAGAUAUGCGAAAAGAUUUGAUGAUAUGAGCCGUCCGUCGUGCAUUGCUAAUUUUUGGUUAGAUAAAUAAUUAGAACUUCGAGGAAUAUUUCGUACAUACACCGAUGCUUCAACUUCUCUUCGUAUAUUAUAUGCAUAUUCUGAUACGCGUUUUCUCUAUGCGAAAAUAAUCUACCCCCGAGAUAAUUCCAAGGGCCUUCAGUCAACUUGGCCCGGAAAAGUUAUAAAUCCUAGUCUUACGCAUAAUCAACUCUUUUCAGAGUCCUUAAAAUUCCUCACAUGAACUACAAUAACAAUUGCUCAGGUAAAUAUUAUCAGAUAUGUCAAAAGGUAAACCUACAUUUCUUUCAAAAUGCUAUUAGUUUUUAGAAAUUUCUGUGAUCCUGUGAAGAGCCCUCCUAGUGUGCCCUCCUGCCCUUCUCGAUUUCUUUCAAUCCUCUCUCUCUUCCUUCCGUUUUCUUUAUUUCUUUGCACGUUUCCGACUUUGGCGCCACACACGCCACCGCCACCACAGCAAUUUACCACAACGCUUUACGUCGGCCUAACAGUUAUUUAUACGCAUAACAGCGCACGACUCGAAUCUACGGCGACAUAUUUAAUUUACUAUUACACGUUUUCUCCAACUCACUUAAGUAUACAGAUAAAUAUAUAAAUAUAAGUCAUAGGGUAUAUGAAUGGUAAUGCCAUUACUGUGCGGAGCACUCGCGUUUUUCCGUGUUCGGUGGAAUGGAAAAUUAAUAAUGCAGCCGCGUGGUGGUACUUAUGAGCAUUAAACGGUUGUGCGUAAAUCGUUUUCCCAGCGCGAAAAACUGUAUCUCGGUCGAAUCAAGCUUUCAAAAAUGUAUUACUCGGCAUUAGAACGAUGACGCGUUCGUUAUUUGAACACUGAGAACGCGUGGCUCUAUAAUGUAUAGGAUCUUCCAGAAAAUCCAGUAAAUUCAUGAAAACUCUCUCAGAUGUAACAACGUCUACUAACAUAGUUUAUUAUUGAAACCUCAAUCUACAGUAUACUCGUGAUAUAUCAUUAAGAGUCUAAAGAUUAAAAAUAUCAUGUCAUAAAAUUAACGUCGGUAAUAUGGUGGUACGAUUCCUGAAAUCAAACGCUAACAUUCUACACGACUACUUAACCGUCAAUUCUGUAGUUCAAAUUGUUCAAGUACCAAAAUUAUCAGACCACCGAUCGCGAUCGCAGUAAAUAGAAAAAAAAAUUAAUGUAAUUGAUAACUGGAGAUUUUUCCCUAACGUGCUAGGUAUCGACGAUAUAACGAUUUUAUUGUUUUCAUAUUUCCGGCGAAUCUUUUCCUACUUAAAAUAUACUUCGAACGCGUUUUGCAAAUCUCGCACAUGGUUAGGCCGUUGAUCGGCACAUCAACGUUCAAAUUAAUACCUACAAAAUACGUGUUCGUAGGUGGUAUCGAAGAAUAGCCGUCCCCGCCCCUUUCCUCCGCGCAUUUAAAGGAUAUAUUAAACUGCUACUACUUCAAAACAUCCGAGGCUGUGCGUCAUAAAUAUGCAGGUGUAUUAUUAUGCGGACACACGAAUUUUUCGAUUUCCAUCGUUCCCGCAGAGAAUUAUGUUCGUUUGUGCGAUUAUUAAUAACUUUUUUGGCACUAUUUUCACAUUCGGCGUGAUAUAAACUAUAAUUAACAAUUUUAUUAUAGCUGUAUACUUUUGCUCGGCUUAACCCGCUAACAGACCAUUGCUUAUGGAUUUAUGAUAAUUAUUACAGAAAAGCUCACCACAAGGUGCAUGUUUUGUAUGAAAUAUGAAUAGGUAUUUAGUUUUCAUUUUUAUAUUCAGUUCGAGAUCCGUUUUUCCAUCGGUCUAAACGAGUUUUAAUUUUAAAAUUAUCCAGUUGUUUCGUUUCUAAUCAUUCUGAGUGGUAUUUAAUAACUUAUUUUUUUUGGUUCUUUAGAUUGUAUUUAAAUCUAUAUACUUAAGUGUUAACGUUACUUCAUCAUUACAAACAGCUUAAAAAUUAAUCAAUAUCGAUGAUCGAUUUUUAAUCCAAACUUGACUUUUUAGGCUUGUCACUAUUAAUUUAAUGCGGUUGUAAAAUAUAGAAUCUGCAAUUUUUUCAACGAACGUCUGCAUAUCAUGUACAUGUUUACAUAUUAAGUAGUAUGAUACAUAAAUAACAAUCAACCUCUUUUAAUAUAAAACGGAACAAUAAAGUAAGAUUUACCAUUAGAUGUGAUUAGUUUCAAAUCGAAUAAUCUAAAAACAAUAAAAUGCGUGUAGCUUUCACUUUCAUUGUUAUUCUAAUAAGAAAACUCACUUUAAAAUACAAUCGCCUUUUAAGUAAAUAAAUACAACAAACCACGAUAUCCGUAUCGAUAAUACAGAAAUAAUAAAUACACCACUAGUGGUGAUAUUGGGGAUUUGAGUAAAUGAGAAAAACAGUUCCACGUAAUUUAAACCGGUAAAUUAUAUCCGACAACAAAUGAUUCGUAUCACUAGAUCCGAUGCAAAAAUAUCCUGUACUCAUAAUAACUUAGUUUAAAAU
This is a messenger RNA of Sipha flava (yellow sugarcane aphid), 8545 nucleotides long. RefSeq names its product metabotropic glutamate receptor 2. NCBI's taxonomy places the organism in Eukaryota, Metazoa, Arthropoda, Insecta, Hemiptera, Aphididae. Gene Ontology annotation, biological process: G protein-coupled receptor signaling pathway. Bases 307 to 3165 code for a protein of 952 amino acids. Gene Ontology annotation, molecular function: adenylate cyclase inhibiting G protein-coupled glutamate receptor activity. Gene Ontology annotation, cellular component: membrane. The record is from RefSeq and is a predicted model, not a curated record. The transcript is spliced from 14 exons.